Triplophysa rosa is the source of this 7493-nucleotide messenger RNA. RefSeq names its product WAPL cohesin release factor a (gene wapla). NCBI's taxonomy places the organism in Eukaryota, Metazoa, Chordata, Actinopteri, Cypriniformes, Nemacheilidae. The transcript is spliced from 20 exons. The record is from RefSeq and is a predicted model, not a curated record. Gene Ontology annotation, biological process: regulation of chromosome condensation. The coding region runs from base 566 to 4015 and encodes 1149 amino acids.
CAAAAGAAAUUAUAAAGUGGUUCAAAAACAAGUCGCCGAAUACCAUGACUUCUUUUUGUUUAAUUCACAAGUGUGUGAAAGCAUAACGACGAACAGUGAACUCUGCUGUACAAAACUGUUCAUGUCCAACUAUCAACACCUAUCCGAAUUCACAACCUAUCCAAGUCCCGCCCGCCACCUUCCGGUGUCGUCCAAUCCGAGGGCGCCUUCUUUUUUAUGUCCUCCAAUCCGAAACACGUUUCCUGCAUGUCCUAUGAGUGCGCGCACCUCUGAUUGGUUGACCUGCGUUCAGACGUGACGCCAGACUUUACGCCGACGUUGGGGCCGGAGAAGGAGGGGCGACUAAUGGCGCAUCGCAGCCCGACUGAUCCAGAUCGCCACAAAUAAACAACAGCAGCCCUUUACGAUCGUGUCCGAUUCGUGCGCCCAAAGGUCGCGCCGUGCCGUAGCCGUGCUUUGCGCGUUUGCUCAUUGAGCAGGUAGGCUGGUUUGUUUUUAGCGGCUGCUCGGAGCGCAGAGGCCCAGAGGAAAGACGGCGGAUCGAGAAUAUGUAACAAGUGUCAAAAUGACGUCCAGAUUCAGUAAAACUUACACUCGGAAGGGAGGAGAGGCCAGCUCGAAGUUCGACGAGGUGUUCUCCAAUAAAAAGGCUACUCUCAGCACCAAAUGGGGAGAGACCACCUAUAAAGCCCAACUGGGGGUCAAACGGCCCUCGUUCAAGCCGGAGGUUCCAGAGCUGACCAAACGGCCUCGAUUCGACGAUGACGACAGCUCAGAAGACCCGUUCGGCUUUGACAGCGAUGACGAGUCCAAAACCAUCACGUCCAGAGGUACACCUCAGUCUGAGGCGGGCUCGGUUGCAGCAGGGUCUGAGAACGAGCAGUCUAGACCCCAAACAGCAGUGGCCAGGGAGGGCACGUCCACUUUGGUGAGCGGCACCAACGUCAGCAGAGGUGUCAUUGCACAUGAUAGCUCAGCGAAAACAUUUACAGCCUCAUCGCACGUCUCUGGAUCCGGAGGGGCAUGGAGUAAACCCAGCGUUCCGAUAAGCAAACCAUUCUCCCAGACCUCCAGCUUAAAAACCCACAGUAGAAACUUCUCAGAUGUCUGGGACUCUCCUCCGGAGGACUCUCCUCCGGGAGCUGGGGAGGGAAGUUCUGCCCAGCCCGGGAACUCUUCCGAUGGACUCGAGAGCUCGGAGCCGUGCCCUGCUGAACCGGAACCUCCGGUGGAACCCAUUGACUUUGAGCAGCUUCCGCUUAUUAAACCGUCCAGCAACAGGGUGUACAAACGACCCAGUCGGAAUAAAGGGUCGGAUAGUUCAGGAACCGAGGAAUCGAGCUCUGCCGCAAGUUCAGCGCUGCUGCCCGAGCCGGUGAAGAGCAGCGUUGCGGGGGUUUCUGGGAGUUCAGAGGUCAAGCCUGCUGGUCGGGGAAGGGUGAGGGACUACACGGUUCUUCACCCGUCGUGUGUGUCGGUGUGUAACGUGACCAUCCAGGACUCGAUUGAACGGAGCGUGGAUGAUCUUGUCACUCCGGUGCAAGCUGACAUUGGAGAGGCAGGAUCGUUUAGGAGGAAGACGGAUGCACAGCCCGCCAAGCCUACAAGGUUCAGGCCCACCCAGAGUAAAAGCAAAAAGGAGACGAAACUGGAGUUUUUUGGCUUUGAGGAGAACGAGGCUCAGGACGCAGACGGAGAAGCCACAGUGUCCGGCAGCACCAGCUACAAGAUCAAAUACUUUGGGUUUGAUGAUCUGAGCGAGAGCGACAGCGACAGCGAUGCAGAGGACAAUUCAGCAGCUAAAGAGAGGAAGAAGGAUAAGAAAGCAGCCACAGCCGUGUCGACCAGCGCGGACAGCCCACAAAGCAACCACUCACAGGAGAGUCAACAGAGCCAAAGCAGCACAAAUACAGACUCUCAAGAAUCAUUGGAUGAGUCGGACUCUCAGAAGGAACGACAGGGAAAGGGGAGCGACAAGUCGAAGGAGAUCGGACGCAAGAUCUUCAGCGGCCCAAAAAAAUCUCCUGCUAAAGCCGUAUACAACGCGCGUCACUGGAAUCAGCCCGAACCGGAGGAAGUGCCGGGUCCUGUUUCCUCUCAAACUGUGGUUGCACCUAAGCCCAGUGUGUCAGGUGGCAACAAGGAUACAAAUUCCCAGAAGGACGAUGGAGUAUUUAAAGCCCCGCCCCCUCCUCCUAAAGUCAUUAAGUCAGUCACAAUCCCCACUGAGCCAUACCAGGACAUUGUCACUGCACUCAAAUGUAGAAAGGAGCACAAAGAGUUAUACACAGUGGUCCAGCAUGUCAAGCACUUUAAUGAUGUGGUGGAGUUUGGGGAGAAUCAGGAGUUUACAGAUGACUUUGAGUAUCUGGAGACGGGUUUGAAGAGCACACAACCCCUUAACACGCGCUGCCUUAGUGUAAUUAGUCUGGCCACACGCUGUGCCAUGCCGAGUUUCCGCAUGCACUUGAGGGCCAGAGGGAAGGUGGCCCAGGUCUUUAAGAUGCUCAGCGAUGCCCAACAGCACCCGAACCUGGCUCUUUGCACAGCAUCUCUGAUGUACAUUCUGAGUCGAGACCGGUUGAACAUGGAUCUGGACCGGUCUUGUCUGGAGCUGAUGAUCAGGCUGCUGGAACUAGAGCAGGACGACUCGGUAGCAGACCAGCUAACAGCUAAAGAGAUGAGCAAAGUUAAAGAGAAGAUCCGCAAACUCUGUGAAACGGUCCACAAUAAACAUCUGGACCUGGAGAACAUCACCACGGGUCAUUUAGCGAUGGAGACGCUUCUGUCUUUGACGUCAAAGCGAGCUGGAGAUUGGUUUAAAGAAGAACUGCGUUUACUGGGUGGAUUGGACCACAUUGUAGAUAAAGUGAAAGAAUGUGUGGAGAACUUAAAUAAAGAGGAAGAUAAGGAGAGUCUGGUGGCGUCUCUCUGGGGUGCAGAGCGCUGUUUACGGGUUCUGGAGAGUGUUACUGUCCACAACCCAGAGAACCAGGCUUAUCUGAUCGCAUACAAGGAGUCCCAGCUCAUAGUGUCUUCAGCAAGGGCUCUGCAUCAUUGUGAACAGAUGAUCCAGCUCUACAGUCGAGGGGUCUCUUCAUCAUCUGGCUCCGCCCUCCCACAGAGUAGCCAUAGCAAUGUGGGCAAGGCCGUGGAGGAUUGUAUGAGAGCUGUUAUUGGGGUUCUGCUCAACCUCACUCACGAUAACGAGUGGGGGAGCACUAAAACGGGUGAGCAGGAUGGUUUCAUUCUGACGGCCCUAGACUGCGUUCUCAAGGUUCCUCAUUAUUUGCUUCAGGAGCAGAGAUUCGACAUCCGCGUGCUGGGUCUCGGUCUGCUGAUAAAUCUGGUGGAGUACAGCGCCAGAAACAGACACUUUCUGGUGGAGAUAGAGGUGGACAUAAGCUACCUGAAGGACGCUGAGGCAGAUGUGAAGACUGAGAAUGAUGUCAAGACGGAAGGAGAGGAGGAGAAGACUAAAGAGUGUGAAGAGGGAGAGGGCGAGAAGGAAACCUCGACAAAGACGACGACCAACGCCCUGGUGGCUCUGGUGGAGCUCUUCUUGGAGCGAGAACGAGCAGCUGUGUUAGCUGAGGCGCAGACUGAUGACCUCAUCAGUGAGGCACCCAAAUCUCAGGCAGACCAGAGCGGAGAAUGGCAAGAAACAUCUGGAGAGAUCCAGUGGGUCGCCUCGGAAACCAAUGACACAAAUGACACAAAUGACAAGAAAGAGGAAGAGGAGGAAGAGCUUGAUCUUAAUAAAGCCCUGCAGCAUGCUGGGAAACACAUGGAGGACAGCAUUGUUGCAUCAUAUACAGCUCUUCUGCUUGGGUGUCUAUGCCAGGGGAGUCCGAUGAAUGUUAAGACGGUGCGGGACAGCCUUCCUAAGGGAGAUUUCUCCAUCAUGACGGAAAUGCUGAAGAAAUUCCUUAAUUUCAUGAAUCUGACGUGUUCUGUUGGAACCACAGGACAGAAGUCUAUCUCACGGGUGAUUGAUUAUUUGGAGCACUGUUAGCAGUGGUGUCACAGUUCCCCCUCCUCCGUGGGAUAAAUCUGGACCUGGCAACGUGCCUUAGGCCCUUCAGGACAGGAGGAAGCAGCUCCGGUGGUAAAGGUGGUUGAGUGUCGCUACGGUCACACCACCUGGGUGACUCUUACUGCAAAGACUUGCAUUAUUCUUUUACUCAUUUUUGCAUUGUGUGUUUUUCAAUCAUGUCUUUUUCUCUCGCUUACACACUCUGCUGUGUUUCCAUAAUAUUUGGUUUUAAAGAACUGAUCCUUGUUUUAAUUGCAAACUGAGCUCUGUUUUUGGAACAAAAGAAUGUUUGGACAAAAAGAAUGAUUUUAAACUACUUGUUUCUUUUAAGUACAGUGCCCUCCACUAAUAUUGGCACCCUUGAUAAAUAUAAGCAAAGAAGGCUGUAAAAAUAAAUCUGCAUUGUUUCUCCUUUUGAUCUUUUUAUACAAACAAAUCUACAGAAUUCCAACAUUUCAUUAAAGUAAAACAAUUUGAAGUGGGGGGAAUAUCACAUAAUGAAAAGUUUUUUUUCCCUCUAAUACACCCUGGUCACAAUUAUUGGCACCCUUGUUUUCAGAUCUUUCUGCAACCUCCAUUUGCAUGAAAAACAGCUUUGAGUCUUUUUUUGUGUCUGACGAGGUUUGAGAAUAUAUGGUAAGUCAUCCAAGUCCAUUCCUUCGUACAGAAUCUUUUAAGAUCCUUCAAAUGUUGGUGCUCUCUUAUCUUCAGUUCAUCCCACUCAUUUUCUAUAGUGUUCAGAUCAGGGAACUGGGAUGGUUAUGGCAGGAUCUUGAUUUUGUGUUCAGUGACACAUUUUUUGUUGAUUUUGAUGUUUAUUUUGAACCAGUGUGCUGAUGGACGAUCUAACCACGACCCAUUAUAAUACUUCUAGCAGAGCAAGUCAGGUUUUGAUUUUUUUAUUUGUUGGUAUUUGAUAUAAAACAUGAUGCCGUAAAUCUGAACAAGAUGUCCAGGACCUCUGGUAUAAAAGUAGGUUCACAACAAUAAAGAUCUGGUGACAUAUUUAACUGUGGACAUGGGGAAUUUUUUUAUCCCUGUGUGUACCAAACUUAUCUUGUGUUAUUGCUGCCAAAAAAACUAUUUUUCAUUUCAUAUGGCCAUAGAACCCAGUCCUGGUUGAAGUUCCAGUAUGGCAGAUUAAUAUGAUUGAGUUUGUUUUUGCAUGAGAGCAGAAGAUUUGUUUCUUGAACAGUGUCCCAAACAACUUGUGGUGAUGGAGGUGCAGUUUUCCUUUAUUAUUAUUAUUAAAUGCUUUCUGACCCCAAAAUUCAACUGUUACUGCAAUUUUCCAUUUGUGCUCUUUGAGGAGUCUUUGGCCACUCAUAUUCUUCUCUUCGCUGUGCAUUGAGACAAUAUAGACACACGUCCUGUUUCAAGCAGAUUUUCAACAUCUCCAGUCCAUUAAAACUUCUUGAUCAUUGCUCUGAUGUUGGAAAUGAGAUUUAUAUUGUUUUAACUAUUUCCUUAAAGCCAUUUUGUAUUUUGUGUAGCUCAACAGAACUAUAUUUUUUGGUUUUAUCCAUUGUGAUAAAUGUUUAAGGGGGGUUUGGCUUUGUGUUACUAAUAUUUAUUCUCCUGUACAACAAGAACUCAUGACUGGUCAACAUCACGUUUCUAGUCACCUUGGUGUGCUAAGAAAAUGUAAAUAUCAAUGGGAAUAUACUUGGGAGAUAUUUUACUCGUAAGAAUUUCUAAGUGUGCCAAUAAUUGUGACCAGGGUGUUUUAGAGAAAAACAGUUUUUCAUAAUCUUAUAUUCCCCCCACUUCAAAUUGUUUUACUUUAAUGAAAUGUUGGAAUAUUGUAGAUUUUUUUAAAUAAAAGAUCAAAAGGAGAAUCAAUGCAGAUUUUUUUUGCUCAUAUUUACCAAGGGUAUUUUAGUGGAGGACACUGUAUAAUAUUAAUAAUAUAAGGAUUUAGACUAAAUGUAGUAGUAAAUUAUGGAUUAAAAAAAAUACAUCUGUUUGAAUCAUGGAGAUCCAAGAUGUCUGACAAACCAGAGACGGACCCAGUUACAUCUGGUAUCAAAAUGAGUAGUUAACCCAAAUCUGAAAACUCUCAAUUUACCCCCAUAUGUAUGUAUGUAUGUAUGUCUUUGUUCAGUUAAACACAAAAAAUUGUAUUACACCAUACGACACACAAUGUCGCAACACAUUAGAAAUUGUAUCUCUAUCAUGAGUUUUUGUCCACACCAGCCGCGACUGCGAUACACAAUGGGCUAUAAUAGAUUCUAUAUUAGAAACCGUUAUAUUUUAAAUGUUACACGUUGCAUCUGUUGUAGACACAGUGUUAAAAUGUUGUGUAAAAUGAUUUUCUAUUUUUUUGUGACUAGUUGUCUUAAGCAUGUUUUGUUACAUGACAUGCAAGAACCAAUGAGAUUCGAAGUUUGUGGCGUGCCACCAUUUGAAUUUACCACACUUGAUUGUGUGUUUACAUAAAAACAUGAUGUAUCUAUUACCAAGUAAGCUCAAAAUAUUUUUCCUCAUACAUGUAUUGCUUCAGAAGAUGUGUAUUAACCCACAGGAGUCAUUUGGAUUACUUUAUAGAUUGAUGUAUGUGCUUUUGUGAAAGCUUUUGUUAUCUUGAGCACCAUACAAGAUAACAUGAGAGCAUUUUAAUAUUUACUAAUUUGUGUUCAACUGAAGUAAAGUCAUCUGGGAUAGCAUGAGUGUAAAUUGAGAGAAUUUUCAUGUUUGAGUGAAAUACUCCUUUAACGUGUGCUUUUUGGAUUUCACUUGCCCACAUUAAAAGCCAGAUGUAAAUGCACCCAGAUCUGACCAGUGACAGUGGGCUAAAGACCUUGCAGACAGGCAACCAAACACAUGUACUGAUGUCAAUAGCUGUGUAAUGACAGAUUUUAUUGGGGUCAAAGAUUAGUGAUUUUAUGGUCCGGUUUCACAGACAGGGGUUAUCUUAAGUCAGGACUAGGCCUUAAAUAAAUUAAUUUAACUAGGUAGCUUUUAUUAAAAAAAGCCUUAUAAAAACAUACUGGUGUGCAUCUUGAGACAAAACAACGGCACUGAUAUAUUUGAAGAUAUGUUAUUGCAAUUUGUUUUCAGGUAAGACGGCUCAAACUAACCUAAAGCCUUGUCUGUGAAACCGGGCGUAUAAUCUCUACAAGAAAAACACAUUUACUAAAGAUGGCCCAAAUGAGAUAGUUUAAUUCUAUAUUCUGUCUAUAAUCUCAAAAGUGGGAACCCUCAUUCUGUAAGAAUUCCUAUAGAUUCUCAUGAAACUAAUGGAUCUCCUAUAACAUGUCUAAAUCAUUGUUUAUUACUUGUAAAGAUACAAAGAAAUGAGCUAUUAGGUUUGAUUUCCUAAAUGAUGAUGUGUUGAUAAGACACAUGGAUAAUUUACCUGGACAUCUGAUGGAUUGUGGUGAUUUUUGUUUCAUUUUCUGAUCGUCCACCUUUUUAUGUUAAGAAUCGGCCAUUAAAUUUUGAAUUGACCAUGAAA